Molecule: messenger RNA, 1535 nt
Organism: Physcomitrium patens
Lineage: Eukaryota; Viridiplantae; Streptophyta; Bryopsida; Funariales; Funariaceae
Product: calcium uniporter protein 1, mitochondrial
Biological process (GO): calcium import into the mitochondrion; mitochondrial calcium ion homeostasis
Cellular component (GO): uniplex complex
Molecular function (GO): uniporter activity; calcium channel activity
Source: RefSeq, a predicted model, not a curated record
AUCGCCGUUUUGUAGAGAGAGAGCUGCGGGAGGGAGGGAGGAGAAGCGAUGGCCGCUUAUCGACGAGGCCUGCUCGGCAUCAUCCUCCGCGCACAGCAGCAUCAGCGCAUGCUCUCAGCAUCAGCAUCAUCGUCUGGAUUCUUGCAGCGCGCUUGUGGAUCUCGUCUUGAUUCCGACUUUAGUUCUUCGUCUUCUUCUACUUCUUCAUAUUCUUAUUACUUUUUGUUGCCUUCUUCUUCUUCGACGAGCUUUGUGAAUGGGACGUAUACUUCGGAGACGUGGUGUGAGCGAGGGGAAGGAUGGAGCGGGCGGUUGUCGUGGCGUCAUUUGGUGGAGAGGUCUGUACAUACGACGGUGUCGAGAGCGGACGACGGGGAGGAAAUCGAUGGCGGGAGUCGGAACGGGGGAGUGAGUAGUGGCGCGGUUGCAAGUGGAGAUGGUGUCGCAGUGGUGGAGAGGGAUGGAGCGCGUGCGAAAAUUGCGAAUGAGGAGGCGAGGGAGUUUGUGCAACAGGCUCAUGUGGCGGCACUCAAGCGGGUGCUGCGCGAGGAUGCUCGCGACACAAUUAGUUAUCAGGAGUUUUUGCAGUUGUGUCGCACUGUGGGAAUGGCGCCCUCGGAUGAGGACGCUGCCGUGAUGGCGCAUGUGUUUAACCAGUCGGGGGUUGUGUUUACCUUCCGGGACAGGGUUCAUUUGCACCCUGAGAAGAUCGCGGAGCUGGUGGCAAAGGUCCUCCCGCUCUCUGUUCUCGGCGAAGACGAUCAGCGGCGGAUAGAAUUGACGGAGCUGGCACGGAAGAAGGAGGAGAUCGACAGGAAAGCACAUAAACAAAUGCGACUCGUGUUGUGGUCGGGGCUUUUUGGCCUCACGAUGCAGGUCUUGCUCUUCUUCCGGCUCACGUUCUGGGAUCUUUCAUGGGACGUGAUGGAGCCUGUCGCCUUCUUUACCACUGCCACUGGUCUCAUCUGCGGCUACGCGUACUUCAUGUUCACAUCCCGUGACCCCAGUUAUCGAGAUUUUAUGCAAAAGAUUUAUCAGUCAAGGCAAAGGAAGCUAUUCAAGAAGCAGAACUUCGAUAUCAAUAGGUUCAAAGAGCUGCAGAUGCAGUGUCAAGCGCCUGUGCCACGAAAGAAGGUGCCGCUGGAGGAUGACGACGACGAUUAAAGAAGAUGUUGAAACUUGAAAACGACUAUUCUUCUUCAUGGUGAGGUCCAUGAAUUUUACUUACAUUUUUGUUGAAGUAGGUUACGAAUUAGCAAGCAUUUGGACAGGAAAAGCCCAGCAUGUCAAUGGAAUUUAGGUAACUUUGAGUUACUCAAUCAUGAUGAACAUUCUGAUUUUCUUUAGAGAAAAAGGUAGCUUCAGAACAUCCCGAGGUUUAGGCCUCAGAACAGGGACUCUGUUAAUUGAAUAGGUCCUUACUGAACACCCGGCGGGUGCUGUAACUCACAUUAGUGAUUUUCUGAUGGAAUCUUACACGCAUUGUAGUGUCACUGCUUUGUGACCUCAAUCACACCUCAAUUCAACUUCGACCA